Hipposideros armiger (great roundleaf bat) is the source of this 548-nucleotide messenger RNA. RefSeq names its product mitochondrial inner membrane scaffold 2 (gene MIMS2). The record is from RefSeq and is a predicted model, not a curated record. Gene Ontology annotation, cellular component: mitochondrion. The annotation marks the transcript as partial. The transcript is spliced from 2 exons. NCBI's taxonomy places the organism in Eukaryota, Metazoa, Chordata, Mammalia, Chiroptera, Hipposideridae.
CAAGAAUAUGGGGCCGUCGGCGUGUCUUUGCACAUCGGGAUCUCAUUAGUCUCCCUGGGCAUAUUUUACAUGGUUGUUUCAAGUGGCGUGGACAUGUCUGCCAUCCUGCUGAAGCUCGGAUUUCAAGAGUCGCUGGUGCAGUCCAAAGUGGCCGCGGGCACCAGCACCUUUGUGGUGGCCUACGCCAUCCACAAGCUGUUCGCACCAGUGAGAAUCAGUAUCACCUUAGCUUCCGUGCCCUUUAUUGUCAGGUAUUUUCGGAAAGUGGGAUUUUUUAAACCUCCAGCUGCAAAGCCUUAACGAACUCUUCAGUGGUGGGCCUGAAAAACUCCUUCUUUUCAGUUACACAUGUUUUAUUGGUUUUAGGGGUGUAGGGGCCUUGUUUUGGUGGGGGGCAAAGAGCAGGGGAUAAUCGCUAUGUUGUUAUCGAUAAGUUUUGCUUUUGCUAGCAAAAUUCAGGUCUUUGAAUAAUUUUGUUGCUUUAUACAUUUUGUUAGUGUUUUCAUCAUGGGGCUUGUGUGCAUAUUCUAAAAUGUCAGUAAAACAUC